This is a messenger RNA of Chinchilla lanigera (long-tailed chinchilla), 4393 nucleotides long. It is a transcript of the gene Gpr156, whose product is annotated as G protein-coupled receptor 156. Gene Ontology annotation, molecular function: G protein-coupled GABA receptor activity. The coding region runs from base 341 to 2764 and encodes 807 amino acids. NCBI's taxonomy places the organism in Eukaryota, Metazoa, Chordata, Mammalia, Rodentia, Chinchillidae. Gene Ontology annotation, cellular component: membrane; G protein-coupled receptor heterodimeric complex. The transcript has 9 exons. The record is from RefSeq and is a predicted model, not a curated record. Gene Ontology annotation, biological process: G protein-coupled receptor signaling pathway; gamma-aminobutyric acid signaling pathway.
AGUGUAAGACUCCUUGGAGCAGUGACUGCCCUCUGGUGGUGAGCCAGAAUUGUCGCGUUGUGUCUGUGUUGCCUAAUGGUUGCUGAGAUGCCCACCCUGGCUAACAUGGUACAAUGGGCAGCGGAGGACAGUUGAAGGAUGUCUGAAGUUAAAAGUACAUCUGAUGAAGAAGCCUAAUGACGUAACCCUUAGCUUCCACCUGAAUUGGUUGUUUAUCCCAGAUUCUAAGCCAAGAGCCAGCUCCACAAGGGGCUCUCUGAAGGAAAGAUUUGGGUCUGCAUCCCUACCCAUGGGUAACCAAGACUAUGAAUAAGUGCCCACCACAAAAGCAUGUGGUGACAUGGAGCCUGAAAUAAACUGCUCUGAAUUUUGUGACAGUUUUCCUGGCCAGGAGCUGGAUCACAGACCCCUUCAUGAUCUCUGCAGGACCACAAUUACCUCCUCCCAGGACGGCAGCAGUAGCAUCUCUUCAUUAUCCCCUGCCCUCUUGGGUAUCGUUUGGACAUUUCUCAGCUGUGGAUUACUUCUGAUGCUCUUCUUUCUCGCCUUCACAAUUCGCUGCAGGAAGAACAGGAUUGUGAAGAUGUCCAGUCCCAAUCUGAACAUCGUGACCUUAUUGGGAAGUUGUCUGACUUACAGUAGUGCUUACCUCUUUGGAAUUCAAGGUGUUUUAGUGGGGAGCUCGAUGGAAACUCUCAUCCAGGUGAGACUGUCCCUGCUGUGCAUUGGGACCUCCCUCGUGUUUGGCCCCAUUCUGGGGAAGAGUUGGCGACUCUACAAGGUGUUCACCCAGAGGGUCCCGGACAGGAGAGUGAUUAUCAAAGACCUGCAGUUGCUGGGGUUGGUGGCAGCUCUUGUGAUGGCUGAUGUGGUCCUGCUUGUGACAUGGGUGCUGACCGAUCCUGUCCAGUGCCUCCAGAUCCUUGGUGUCAGCAUGACAGUGACAGGGAGAGAUGUGUCCUGCUCUUUGACCAACACACACUUGUGUGCUUCACGGUACUCCGAUGUCUGGAUUGCUCUCGUUUUGGGAUGCAAGGGGCUGCUCCUGCUGUACGGCGCCUACCUGGCUGGCCUGACAGACCACGUCAGCUCUCCUCCUGUGAACCAGUCCCUCACCAUCAUGGUUGGGGUCCACCUGCUGGUCCUGGCUGCGGGGCUGCUUUUUGUGGUCACCAGAUACUUGCACACCUGGCCCAACCUGGUCUUUGGACUCACCUCUGGAGGCAUCUUUGUUUGCACCACCGCGGUCAACUGCUUCAUCUUCGUUCCCCAGCUGAAGCAAUGGAAGGCAUUUGAAGGGGAAAACCAAACAGUCAGACACAUGGCCAAGUAUUUCAGCACUCCCAGCAAAAGCUUCCAUCCGCAAUGUGGUGAGGAGCAGAGCUGCCACCCUCAGAGCGAGAAGAGCUCCAUGGAGAGGCUGCUCACAGAGAAAAAUGCUGUGAUUGAAAGCCUGCAGGAGCAAGUGAACAAUGCCAAAGAGAAGCUAGUGAGGCUGAUGUCUGCUGAGUGUGCUUGUGACUCCCCAGAGUGGGUGGCCCCACCCACCUCUUCCCAGGGCAAGGAUGUCCCAGCUGCAGCCUCCGCCCAUGGCCCGGCACAAGGACCCUCAGGAUGCCCCUCUGCUCCUCAGAAUGAUCCCAACACAGCUGCCCAGGACUCCCAUUGUACUUCAGUGCCCUCCUCACGAAUGCAAAGCCCCUGGGUCCCUGGGAGGAAUGCCAGCUCCUCCCCAGGCCAGAAGAAGAUACGUGACUCAAAAGACUUCUCUGAUCACUUAGACCCGGAUCAUAGCCAGAAGCCACAGGCUGAGCAGAUCCAGGGUUUAGAAAGAGACCAAGGACCCACAGCUCCCAGCCAGGGUCUCGUCCCAGGCAGAGAGGCCUCUGAUCCCCAGAGACAGAAGCAGAGCUCUGAGGAGCCGUGGGAGAAGCUCCCUAGGGUCAGUUCGCUGGUCAGGGAAAAGCUUCAGGAAGUCAUACAAGAGCUGGGCCUGGGCCCUCGGGCUCCCCUCCCCAACUCCCUGACUCGUCCCCAGCAGCCCUGGAAGGACAGUGCUGCCCGCAGCCCACAGAAGAUGCCCGUCUCCAGGGAGCUGGGCUUCAGCCCAUACGUGGUAAGGAGGAGGCGGGCAGCUCAGCGGGCUCGCUCACACUUUCCUGGCUCUGUGUCCUCCUAUGUGGGGCACCGGACAGAUCAGACUGUUUCUGGGACACACAGUGGGCUGAAUGUGCCCAGUGGGGACAGCCCCGGGCCAGAUCACCAAGCCACUGAUUCUAAGGUACCAAGGCCCUCUUCCAGGAAGCCUUCACUUCUCCCAGGUCCUCGAGGGAGACUGGGCACCGCAGCGGGCAGCAGACAAGGCCAAGCAGAGCCCCAGAGGGCCGGGGCGGGCAAUGCAGCCUUUCCUCACCAGCCUUCAGCCUCUGCCUGGGCACAGAGGCCCACUGCCCCCUGCCUACCGACCUCGUCGGACCUGCCCGAGCAGCAGCAGUUUCAGCUCCCGGGGUCCCCCGGCUGCCCGUCCCUGUCUUCUCAGGGUAACUACCUUGACACUGAGUCCAGCAGCUCAGACGAGUUCUUCUGCCACUGCCACAGACCCUACUGUGAAAUCUGCUUCCAGAGUUCCUCUGACUCUAGUGACAGUGGCACAUCAGACACGGACCCUGAACCUGCUGUGGGACUGGCCUCCUGGGAGAAGCUCUGGGCCCGCUCCAACCCCAUCGUGAACUUCAAAGAUGACUUGAGACCCACGCUGGUGUGAAAAGCAGCAGAAUUGGUCUUGCCGAAGAGGUAGUCCGGGUUGAGCUGAAGCAAGGCCUUCCAAAAGAGAGCAAGGACCUGGUCACUGGGGAGCACACAGGGUCCUGCACUUGAGCAGCCCUGACUGAGUUUCAGCUGUACUCACUGUAACUCUGACCACUUCUCAAGUUCUAAAAAGAGGGGUAUUGCUUGUCUUGCUACCUCAUAGCAUUUCAGUCAGUGACUCCAGCAGAGUGACUAUAAAAUAUACUCCUUGAGUAAAAGGUGCUAAAUGAGCACAAAGUUUUCUUUCUAGGUCAGGCUGCAUCCUUUAAGACUCUUAACGUAUACCAGUGGGUGGCUGGAUGGACAGAAAGAUGGAGAGGUGCACGGGAGGUUUCUGUGGGGCCUAAAUUGUAGCUGUGACCCGUGAAGCCAGCCUUUUGGUGGGCAGACCUACCAAGAACAUAAGUCUAUUACAUGCUUGAUGUUUCACUUCUGGCAGGGGUGAUCUUCUUUCUACUAAAGUUGUAAGCAGUGUCGUGCCUGUGUUCUGGCUUUUGGCCAGCCCCCCUCUCCCACCCACCUCACUAGUCUUCCUAUGUGCCCCCCUCUUGGCAUCUUGCCACUGUCCCCGAGGUGGUCAGAUCUCCUGUGCCCACUCAAACUGUCUCCUGCCUGUGGGGCCACCCCUGGGGUCUGCCAGUGGUGCAGUGUUGUGCUGGGAGAAGCACACACCAGCAGUCUCUGUUGGGGUAGGAAGAACCUGCUGGUCACAAGGUGCUUUCGGUGCCACCAGGGUCACAUGACCACCAAUGACAUACACAAACCUGGAGACAAAAUGGGGAAAUAGGGAAAAGGAGUGGUGAGAAGGCCAGGAAGAAAGCAGGUUGUGAACAUUUCACUUGAGCUGGCUCUGUACUUGGCAAGAUCCCAAGUCAGUAAUUCUUAGGGUAACCCUGUGAAGUAGACACUCAUUUUUACGGAGGGGAGUCUGAGGCUUAGUGACGAAGGUCAUUUCCCCAGUGUCACACUGCCGGAUGGGAGUUGGCACACAGCUCCUGGGACUCCCGGCUGGUGAAUUGCGGGGGAGGGGGUGCGGAUCUCCUCAGUCUUCCAGAGUGGCAGGGGAGGCUCAGCAGGUGGACGGUAAAGCAAGGGUGGUGUGAGACAGCCGUGAGGUGCUCACCCCACAGCCCGGCUGACAAAACUGGGCUCCUGGUCCCCACUUGCUCCCCACGCUUACAGGGAUCCGGGGAGUUAGUAAGGAUGUUGGCACUCGUCUCUGACCGAAGGCACGGGGAGAGCAAGCUGGGCUCAUGUAGCCUAUUGCUGAGCUUGUCGUUCACCCUCCUCCCCGCAGCCUGUGCGUGCAUCUGCGGGUGCGCAUGGGGGUUUGCGAAGGAAUUUGGGCCUGGAAGAGGGGCAUCUGGCACUCAGUUUUUCACAGAUUUAUCAGACUCUCAAGUCUGCUAACACCCUGUGACCCUCCAGAUGCUGAACCAAGAGGGGCCCCUGGUAGCACAGCUGCUUCUGUCUACUUUCAAAUGAAGAUUUCAUAAUUUAUUCCACGCGUGGGUUUGUCGUCUCUGCAUGUGUUGUUUGUAUGCUAAGUGGUGCCUUAAUAAAAGAGAUCGACUCCUAAGGCAAA